AGACGCGACUUCACUCCUCUCACCAAAAACUCACCAAAUUCUCAUUAAAAUGUCAGAAUGAGGAGACAGAAGAGACCGAAUAAAGCUGGACUCGGGGUAAACACGGCUGGUUUGUGGAUUUAAAGAGGCUGUUGUGAGCAGGAGAGGAGGAACAGGAGGUGUUAUGGGGAAGGAGGUGAACGGAGUGUCGCGGAGCCGCUUUGAGAUGUUCUCAAACAAUGAUGAGGCCAUCAUCAACAAGAAACUGCCAAAGGAAUUAUUAUUACGAAUCUUUUCCUUCCUGGACGUGGUGACGCUCUGCCGCUGUGCUCAGGUAUCUCGGUCGUGGAACGUUCUGGCUCUAGACGGGAGUAACUGGCAGCGCAUCGACCUGUUCGACUUCCAGAGAGACAUCGAGGGUCGUGUGGUGGAGAACAUCUCUAAGAGAUGUGGAGGGUUCCUGAGGAAGCUCAGUCUGCGGGGGUGUUUAGGUGUGGGCGACAGUGCGCUCAGAACGUUUGCACAGAACUGCAGGAACAUCGAGCUGCUCAGUCUGAACGGCUGCACCAAGAUCACUGACAGUACCUGUAACAGUCUGAGUAAAUUCUGUCCCAAACUGAAGCACCUGGAUCUGGCGUCCUGCACCUCCAUCACCAACCUGUCACUCAAAGCUCUCAGUGAGGGCUGCCCCAUGCUGGAACAGUUGAACAUCUCAUGGUGUGAUCAGGUGACCAAAGAUGGGAUCCAGGCCCUGGUGCGCUGCUGCCCCGGUUUCAAGGGUUUGUUCCUCAAGGGCUGCACACAGCUGGAGGACGAGGCUCUGAAGCACAUCGGCGCUCACUGUCCAGAACUGGUCACCAUCACCCUCCAGUCGUGCUCGCAGAUCACAGACGAAGGCCUGAUCACGAUCUGUCGUGGUUGCCAUCGCUUGCAGUCUCUGUGCGUCUCCGGCUGCUCUAACAUCACCGACGCCAUCCUCAACGCCCUGGGACAGAACUGCCCUCGUCUCAGAAUAUUAGAAGUGGCUCGUUGUUCGCAGCUGACCGACGUGGGCUUCACCACUCUGGCGCGGAACUGUCAUGAGCUGGAGAAGAUGGAUCUGGAAGAGUGUGUUCAGAUCACGGACGCCACGAUCAUCCAGCUCUCCAUACACUGCCCUCGACUCCAGGUCCUGAGUCUCUCCCACUGCGAGUUGAUCACGGACGACGGGAUCCGACACCUGGGCAGCGGGCCGUGUGCCCACGACCGUCUGGAGGUGAUCGAGCUGGAUAACUGCCCCCUGAUCACCGACGCCUCGCUGGAGCACCUCAAAACCUGCCACAGCCUCGACCGCAUCGAGCUCUACGACUGCCAACAGAUCACACGGGCUGGCAUCAAGAGGCUCAGAACUCACCUGCCCAACAUUAAAGUCCACGCCUACUUUGCACCUGUGACUCCGCCCCCGUCAGUGGGCGGGAGCCGCCAGAGGUUUUGUCGCUGCUGCAUCCUUCUAUGAUGUCACAGACUCUCCCUCCUCCACCCUGGAUGCCCUAUGACCCCAGAUGCCCAGUAGCACAUGCUAGCGGAGGGACGGAGAGGAUCUUCCUCAGACCGAGCGAGCGUUCGUUUCUCCUCCUGCAUCAUUCAGUUUGUGUUAUAGUGAAGGUAAUGAAGGGAAAAUCCACCUCCUGCAGGCCAGUGUUCAGUAGCUCCCUCUCGUGGAGAAUCUUAACCGUAAACCAUUGCUGGUCAGAUAAGUGAGUACUGAGUUACAGAGUGAGUCACUGAAUCAACAAUUCAUUAGUCAGGUUAAGUGAAUCAGCUGAGUUAAUGAGUCAAGAGUUGAUUGAUUAGUUGGUGAAUCAGUCAUCAGUCUCGACUCGGGGUUAGAAUCCGCUUCAGUUAAUGCAUCACAUGUUGGGCUGUGAAUCGAUCUGUAAGUCACUGUGUUGGUGUUUGUUAUUCAGUAACAAAUCAGUCAUGAGUCAUGAGCUGGUAAGUGAUUAGUUGGUCAUUAAAACAGCAAGUUUAGGAGUCAUGAGUCACUGAAAUAAUGAGUUGGGAAAACACGAGUGGGUCAGUGAAUCACUGAGUUAGUGAAUCAUGAGUAAGUGAAUCAUUGGGUUGGUGAAUCAUGAGUAAGUGAAUCAUUGGGUUGGUAAGUCACGAAUCAGUCAGAGAAUCAAUUAGUGAGUCAUGAGUCAGUGAAUCAUUGAAAUGGUGAGUCAUGAUUCAGUUAUUUACUGAGAUGGUCAGAUGAGUCAGUACUCUACUCGUAUCUGAAUCACAGAUUUGGUGAGUCGAUCAGAGAAAUAAGAAGGAGGAAAAAGAGUGAGUCAGUGAAUCACUGGGUUGGUAAAUCAUGAGUAAGUGAAUCAUUGAGUUGAUGAGUCAUGAGUCGGUGAAUCGUUGGGAUGGUGAGUCAUGUCAGUGAAUCACAGAGAUGGUAAGUUGUGAGUCAUGAGCUAGUCAGUGAAUCACUGAGUUGGUGAAUCAUUGGGUUGGUGAGUCAUGAGUCAGUUAGUAAAUCAAUGAAUUAGUGAGUCAUGAGUCAGUGAAUCACUGAGUUGGUGAGUCAGUCAGAAUAAUAAGAAGUUGGGAAGGAAUGAGUGGGUCAGUGAAUCAUUGAGUUGGUGAGUAAACUGCCGUGCGGGUGAGUUCUGGAUCAGUUAGGAUUCAUUAAGACGGCCUGUAAAGAGGUAUUGACAUGUUGGUCAGUGAGUCGGUUAUUCAGUUAUGAGUUGCUCGGCUAGUCAUGAACCGGUUGGUCUGUUGGCGAGUCCAUGUGACAAAGACGCUUCUGUAAAACUGCUCAUUAUUUCCAAAUUCAUCUCAAUUAGGUUUAAUUUAUUUUUAAUUACUUUAUAUCAUAAAUUCAAAAAACUUUCUGCUUAAAUUUGAGUUAAAAAGCCUCAAAAACAUAAAUUAUUAAAAUAAACACUACAGUGGCGCACACACGCGCUCACACACGCUCUGUUGAAGGUGUAGUUGGUGUGACGGAGGAAGCUAUUUUUCUAAAGCAUUAAAUUAAACCUCAUACUGUCGACCGGACCGGACCGGAUCGGAUCAGACCAGACUGGAUCGGACCUGACUCGACUGGAUCACACCGGACCGGACUGGAUCGGAUCAGAUCAGACUGGAUCACACCAGACUCGACUGGAUCACACCGGACUCUACUGGUUUGGACCGGACUGGACUGGAUCGGAUCCCACAAGCUGCAUGUUACAAAUCUAGUUUUGUAAAAACUAUCCAUGGGCGGAGCCUGAAUUGAACCAGCCAAUGAGCACCCAGGAACGAGUGAGCCAUGUGACCUCGUAUUGAAUUGCAGGAGGUAGAUGGAACUUUCAGUGGGCGUGGCCUGCAUGCAUCACUGAUGAACAUGAGCUACAUCACAGCCAGCCAAUCAGAUUGCAGAAGGACGGAACGACCAGUGACAUCAUGCACAGUAGAAUUUGACCUGAACCUACACACACACACACACACACCAGGGCGCAGUAAUGAACCGAACCAAUCAGAGUGUGUGUUACGCUGGGAACAUGCUCAACACACGUACAUAAACGCAGCAGCACGUGAGGGCGGCACGGCGCACGAUUCUAAACCUAAUGUGCUCUACUCAAGGGGGCGCUAGAGUCACCCACACCAAACCUGACCACGUGUCAUGUGGUUGUAUGAGUGAUGCAGCUCUGAGAUGUAAAAGUCAACACACUCACACACUGUGUGUAAGAAACAGUAGAGCAGUGAUUAAGGUCCUGGAUUAGUGAUCAGAAGGUUGCUGGUUCAAGCCCCAUCACUUCCAGGUUGCCUCUCUAGGACGCCUGAGCGAGGCCCUUAACCUCCAGUUAACUGGCUUGUAUAAGGUCACAGUUGUAAGUCACGUUUAGACCAAGCGCCUGCCAAAUGCUGUAAAUGUUAAUCAGAGAGAGGUACCAAUGCUACCGCGUGCUGAGAAUGCAGCUUUCACUUACGUUGAGUGAUGAAAUGCGUCCUGGAUGCUGGAAGUGUUUGUGUAUUUGUGUUGCGUAUCUUCCUGGCUUUAAUGUCGUUUGUGUCGAUUUGUGUUUUUUGUGUUUGUCAUUUUGGACUGAUUCAAAUGGUGUUCCAACAGUGUGUGUGCGUGUGUGUGGGGCUAUAAGUGAAGUUUAAAAACUGGAUCUUUCUAACACACACACUCCCCUCUAACCCUGUGUUCUGGCAAAUGACAACAUGAACAGUGAGCACAGAAAUGGCCAUUUUAUGAGCUACACCCUCCAUAUGGAGGAAAUAAAGUUAAAAAUAUAAGCAUUAUGUUUAGUUUUGCUCUAUUAAGACUUCAUCCCUACUCACCUGUGAGCAAAAUCCCUCGUACGUUUCUUCAGACCUUUAUUUUUAUUAGAGAUAAAAUCUGGUCUUAAAAUAUACUGUGUACAGGAGUUACUUCGGUCCGCCAGUGUGAAUACAAAGCAACACACACACACACACAGAUACACAGAUACGUCUCCCUCUGAUUACACAGUGCUUUUUACACUUCUGAUGCGUGCGUACGCGCUCGGUUCAUUAAGGAUUGUGUGAUUUCAGUUUGGACUGUAGUUGUUGAAAUGAUGCUGUAAAUCUGUACCAUUUUACUUUGUUUUUAUUUUUACAAUUAACCAUAUAAAUAAAUGAAUAUGUAUGUAUGAAUAAAUAUAUAACUAUAUUAUUAUUAAA
Molecule: messenger RNA, 4641 nt
Organism: Trichomycterus rosablanca
Lineage: Eukaryota; Metazoa; Chordata; Actinopteri; Siluriformes; Trichomycteridae
Gene: fbxl20
Product: F-box and leucine-rich repeat protein 20
Exons: 15
Coding region: 164-1474 (436 amino acids)
Biological process (GO): SCF-dependent proteasomal ubiquitin-dependent protein catabolic process
Cellular component (GO): SCF ubiquitin ligase complex
Molecular function (GO): protein binding
Source: RefSeq, a predicted model, not a curated record